CACGCUUCGUUUUUCUGCCACUGUGACAAACCCUGCUUGAGCUUGGGCAAGGUCGUUGUCGGAAAACUGAAGGCUGGAUCGACACAGCUGUUUCGUGUUUGCUACAGGUCUGUAAGCGUUCCUCCUACAAACAAAUUCUGACAGGAGCACCGCUUCAUUCCUCAGAGAAAAAUCCCCUGUUACUUGAGAGAGCAGGAAAGAGUGACUGCUUCCGACAAUGUCCCUGGACGAGAGGUUCAAUAAGGCUGCUGAGGAUGUUAAAAAUCUGAACGCUACACCCAACGAGGAGGAACUUCUUGAGCUGUACGCUCUUUACAAGCAAAGUUUGGUUGGUGACGUAAAUACUCCAAGACCUGGGGGGCUUCUUGACUUUAAAGGGAAGGCCAAGUGGGAUGCUUGGAAUGAGAAGAAGGGAAUAUCACAAGACGAAGCAAAGGAGGCAUACAUUGCUAAAGUUCAAUUAUUAAUCGAAACAUAUGGCACAAAAUGAAGAAGGCCUACCCAGUGGAACAGAUUUCACACAGAAGUAUCCCUCUUCAAGGUGCAAUAUGAUGGAUCAACACCAGUUAUGCCAAAUUUGAUGGCAUGACAUAAUUAUACAAAUAAGUUUAAUGGUGCCAUGCUUCUAGUGAAAUAUAAUGAUCUGAAAAUUGAGCUGCUCAAUCAAAGACUUUUUAUAGAAGUAAAAUCUCUUUCCAUGCCUUAUUAGUGUAUAAAUAAAAGAUGGCCUCUUGUUAUUCUAUAAGAAAUGUCUGUCUUGCAGUGUUGACAUUAUAGUUCAUGGAAGUAGAUCAGAAUUUUCACUGUGAUCAUUACAGCUGUUAUAAAAUUGAAAAGCAAAAUGGAUCGAAGUGUGAUGUUUUCUUGUGUUCAAUUUUAAGUGGAAUAUUUUCAUUGCAUUUAAUGUAACGUUUUCAAAGAUUCCAUAAACAUAUUUUGUUCUGAGCAUUA
Molecule: messenger RNA, 951 nt
Organism: Cryptotermes secundus
Lineage: Eukaryota; Metazoa; Arthropoda; Insecta; Blattodea; Kalotermitidae
Gene: Acbp1
Product: acyl-CoA-binding protein
Exons: 4
Coding region: 218-490 (90 amino acids)
Biological process (GO): fatty acid metabolic process
Molecular function (GO): fatty-acyl-CoA binding
Source: RefSeq, a predicted model, not a curated record